Messenger RNA from Dinoponera quadriceps, 3110 nucleotides. Its product is annotated as V-type proton ATPase catalytic subunit A. Bases 133 to 1983 code for a protein of 616 amino acids. Gene Ontology annotation, molecular function: ATP hydrolysis activity; proton-transporting ATPase activity, rotational mechanism; ATP binding. Gene Ontology annotation, cellular component: proton-transporting V-type ATPase, V1 domain; lysosomal membrane. Lineage: Eukaryota; Metazoa; Arthropoda; Insecta; Hymenoptera; Formicidae. The record is from RefSeq and is a predicted model, not a curated record. The transcript is spliced from 12 exons. Gene Ontology annotation, biological process: proton transmembrane transport; ATP metabolic process.
CUCAGUCAGCUGACCUGUCUUGUGAUAGCAGCUAGGCCGCCGGAGACACUGAAGACACUCGACUCGUCGCUGGGUGGACCGCGCUCUCUCGGAAACGUCGCAUCUCGCACACGCAUAAAAUAACUGUCCAAGAUGACGAACCAAGGCUUGCUAAAGAUAGCGAAUGAGGAACGAGAGGGCAAGUUCGGAUACGUCUAUGCUGUAUCCGGACCUGUCGUUACCGCUGAAAAAAUGGCUGGGUCGGCUAUGUAUGAGCUGGUACGAGUCGGUUAUUACGAGUUAGUAGGAGAAAUCAUCAGAUUGGAAGGAGACAUGGCUACGAUACAAGUAUACGAGGAGACAAGCGGCGUGACAGUCGGUGAUCCCGUGCUUCGCACCGGGAAACCGUUGUCGGUCGAAUUGGGCCCCGGCAUUCUCGGCAGCAUCUUUGACGGUAUUCAACGUCCGCUCAAGGACAUCAACGAGCUCACAAGCUCGAUCUACAUUCCAAAGGGUAUCAACGUGCCCGCCCUGUCGCGUACUGCCACGUGGGAAUUUAACUCGCACAAUAUCAAAAACGGCAGCCACAUCACGGGUGGUGAUCUGUACGGUGUCGUGCACGAGAAUACCUUGGUGAAGCAUUGGAUGAUUCUACCGCCCAAGUGCAAAGGCACCGUCACGUACGUCGCUCCUUCCGGCAACUACACUGUCGACGAUGUCGUGCUUGAGACGGAAUUCGACGGCGAGAGGCAAAAGUACACCAUGUUGCAGGUAUGGCCAGUCCGUCAACCCCGUCCGGUCACUGAAAAAUUGCCAGCUAAUCAUCCUCUACUCACCGGCCAACGUGUCCUGGAUUCUCUCUUCCCGUGCGUCCAAGGUGGAACCACUGCUAUUCCCGGUGCCUUCGGUUGCGGCAAGACCGUCAUCUCGCAGGCCUUGUCCAAGUAUUCCAAUUCCGACGUGAUCAUCUACGUGGGUUGCGGCGAGCGUGGUAAUGAGAUGUCCGAGGUAUUGCGCGACUUCCCUGAGCUGACCGUGGAGAUCGACGGUGUCACCGAGUCCAUCAUGAAGCGUACCGCUCUGGUAGCAAACACAUCCAACAUGCCUGUGGCCGCGCGCGAAGCCUCCAUCUACACCGGUAUCACAUUGUCCGAAUACUUCCGUGACAUGGGUUACAAUGUGUCGAUGAUGGCGGACUCGACGUCGCGUUGGGCCGAGGCUCUCCGAGAAAUUUCUGGACGGUUGGCCGAAAUGCCCGCUGAUUCCGGUUACCCCGCCUACCUCGGCGCUCGUCUGGCCAGCUUUUACGAGCGCGCCGGAAGGGUGAAGUGUUUGGGAAAUCCAGAUCGCGAGGGAUCUGUCAGUAUCGUAGGCGCCGUCUCCCCACCUGGUGGUGACUUCUCCGACCCCGUGACCAGCGCGACUCUUGGUAUCGUUCAGGUGUUCUGGGGAUUAGACAAGAAACUUGCUCAGCGCAAGCACUUCCCGUCUAUCAAUUGGCUCAUAUCAUACAGCAAAUACUUGCGCGCGUUGGACGACUUUUACGACAAGAACUUCCCGGAAUUCGUGCCGCUUAGGACGAAAGUGAAGGAGAUCCUGCAGGAGGAAGAGGAUCUGUCGGAAAUUGUACAGUUGGUAGGCAAGGCUUCCCUCGCCGAGACGGACAAAAUCACGCUCGAGGUGGCCAAGUUGCUGAAGGACGACUUCCUGCAACAGAACAGCUACUCGCCGUAUGAUCGUUUCUGUCCUUUCUACAAAACCGUGGGAAUGCUGCGGAAUAUGAUCGCGUUCUACGACAUGGCGAGACACGCGGUCGAGUCGACAGCGCAGUCGGACAAUAAAAUCACAUGGAACGUUAUCAGAGACAGCAUGGGCAACAUACUGUAUCAGUUGAGCUCCAUGAAGUUCAAGGAUCCCGUCAAAGACGGCGAGAUAAAGAUCAGAUCGGACUUCGACCAGCUGCACGAAGACAUUCAGCAGGCGUUCAGGAAUUUAGAGGACUAAAUGCCCCGCGCGUCACUUGUUAAAAACAAUUUUAAGAUAUGAUUGUUCAGCGAAACUCGGCUCUAACAUUUAAGGAUGUCCCGGUCUAAUCUGCGAAUAUACCUAAACCUAAUUUGAUCAGACAGUUAUAGCUCACCAAUAAUGUACGACCCGACGUGGAGCGCGACGUUAUCGAUCACCGUGCGCGUUAUUUGCCGAAUUUAUGUCAUUCUUGUGGCCGCCCUUGAGGUGGAAUUGUAAAUAGAAAAACCAAUCCAACAGUGGAGCCUCUGGUACCUCUUAUGUAUCAUUACCGCGAGAGAGACAGAUACUACACGGAGCGAGGUCACGCGUGCGUGACGAUUGAGACAAUAAAGCGGGACAUUCUUAAAGGCACGCUCCGCGUCCUCGAGAGCCGGCGCCCACGCUCGGCCCGAAAGGAGAGCCACCUGUAAUUAUAGUCGGUUAUACGAAAGAAAGUAACUUUUUCCCCAAUUGCAGAGAUAUACUUUCGUCCGUUCGUUCUUUCCGCUUUGUUGAAGAGAAUCGCAAAUGUAUUAGCUGGGAAAUUAACACAUUCCCGAUGUUCUCUGUAUAUGUGUAAUAUAAACGAAAGUAUAAGAGAACGCUUCUCUCCGUCUCAUCCCGCCCCGCAGAUCAAUAUAUAUAUAUAUAUAUAUAUACUGAAUAAAUCUAAUAACAUGGUUAUUAGAUGGUUAUUAUAUAUAUAUUGCGCACAACCGCGAUAAUCACGCGCUACAGUAUCGCCGGAUGACCUGGCAGCAUCUUGCUCGUAAGAGGUCGAGUAUUAAACACACUGUAACAUACUAUUUAAAAACGAUAGAUGAUAAUGGCAACCGUUACAUAUACGAGAAUGAGCAUAUUAUUAUAUUACUAUUAUUAUUAUUUUAACGACGAGACAUUACGGGCAUGAUUCAAGAGUUUAGCGAAAAGAUACCUUUAGACACAUCUGUGCGACGGAUCGAAGCGCAGGAGGGUCUUCAGUAUCGCGAAGAUAGUGAAGAGAAGAGGGGAAAAGAAAAAUUAAUGUGCAUGAUGACCAGUGUUCCAUUGACUUCGACAUCAUUUCCAUUGUAUGAUAUGUAAAAAAAAAAAAAGGAAAGAAACAAUAAAAAUUAUGCACAAGA